Molecule: messenger RNA, 7351 nt
Organism: Macrosteles quadrilineatus (aster leafhopper)
Lineage: Eukaryota; Metazoa; Arthropoda; Insecta; Hemiptera; Cicadellidae
Product: nuclear pore complex protein Nup153-like
Exons: 10
Coding region: 95-4180 (1361 amino acids)
Biological process (GO): RNA export from nucleus; protein import into nucleus
Cellular component (GO): nuclear pore
Molecular function (GO): structural constituent of nuclear pore
Source: RefSeq, a predicted model, not a curated record
UUUUCGUUUCGUUUCAGCAAGUCAGUUAAAUUGUAAUGUUAAAAUUUUCUGUGAUGUAGUUACAAUUAAUGUGCGGUUAUUUUAGUGACUUAUCAUGGCCAAGGGAAGUGGCAAUAUUAGAGGUAGAUCCUCUGAUGCUUCCAAGCCGUACGACGUUUCCAACUCUUUUGUCAAGAGGGUGGCUUCACGAGUGACAGAACUGCUACCUCAGCCGACUUCGUGGUUAUCUCGUUGGAUGUCUCCCUCCGAAGUACCAAACACUAGUGACUUUGUCGGACAUUCACUGUCUUCGACAAUAACUUCUCGUCCGCCUGCCACGUCUAGAGCAGAACUGAACAUUGUAGACAAUGUUGACCAUGCACCGGUUGCCAAAAAGCCGAGAACCAACCGUUACAACUCACCAGUGAACCAAAAGUUUCUAAAGAAUGAUCAAUAUGGCGCAGAAGACAUAAGUCCGAUCGCAGUGAGGGGAGGAGGGGAGCCAGUAGCUGGUCCGAGCACGCGUGAAACUCGGCCAGAACUGAUAGCUUCCACUCCAGCUAUGCCACAGCAGAUGACAGCUAAAGUCAAUGGUGAUGACUGUUCAGAAACUAGUGAAUCUACAAGUGGUUGUUCUUCGCUAGUUCCGCAAGCACAAUCUUCGACCCGUAGUUUGGGUGGUAGCAGAUAUGGCAGAUCUAUACCUGGAGGCUCAACUCUUGAUGCCCUGGACAGAAGAAGACCCUCAUUCAAUACCACCACUUUCCAUUCACCACUGAGGGCGAGUAUGAGAGCCAGAAUGGGCAGUUCUCCGUUCUACUCGGGCCGCACAAUGUACGGAGGCUCAUCACAGGCGUACAACUACGCGCGUCUGGUGGAAUCGUCUCCGUCUAGGCAGGGAACGUUUGUGCGUCGCGUAGAACCAACAAUGCGGCCUGUGCCAUCGCAGCAGUCCAGCCUGCCACUUAGUUCCACAGCUAAACGGAUAUUAGACGCGUUGGAACAUUUCUCUACACCAAUGAUUGAUGCCAAGAAGAUGCCAGUGGUAGGCACAAAACGCAAGUUAGAGUCUUUGAUAAGGGCUCCACAACAGAGGUACACAGAGCUCAACAUCCCUUCCACACCAGACCUGCUGCGGGUCAAGCGGAGGGAGAGACUACAACAGAGCACUUUAGACGCUAGACAGACUGCAGCUCAGACUACACCUGUACCUGCUGCACCUGUGCCUGAGUAUACCAUCAGAAAUGAGGACACAGAUAGAAAGAAACAUACAGGGAAGGUGAAAACAAAAAAUACCCUAGAAAAAGAAGAAACUGUGACGGAAUUGAAUUUACCUGCUGCAGUUUUGGAAGUGAGAAAUCUUCCUAAAAUAGAUAUUGCCAUUCCCCCUCCCCCUAAACCAGUAGCAGUGUCCUCGCAGCCUCUUACAACAGCUGGUAGCAAGUUUGUGUUCUCUCAACCAACCAUAGUGACCAGUGUUGUGGUGCCAGUGCAUGUCCCCACAUCUACCUUCAUGUUUAGUGAGCCACUAGCCGACAACAGCAGUAAUAAACAUGUUCCCAGUAGUGAGACUCAAAAGUCGAAGAUACCUUCUGACGAGCUAUCAAGUAACUUAACAAAACAGGAGGGGGACAGUAAGAAGAAUGCCUUAAUUGAUACUGGCAUGGCCUCUGCUAUGAAAUCGACCUUUGCAGGCUCCGGCACUAGUACUAAUGCUUCCCCGAUGAAUACAAAAUAUAAAGUAGUUGUAGCAGAUGACAAGACUGUUAGUACAACACAAAAGUGGGUGUGUUCCAAUUGUAAAAAUAAUAAUUCAUCUAGCUUAGAAAUCUGCACAUCGUGUAAGACAAACAAAAGUUCAAAAACACUCAGUAGCAGCAAAAACAACAUCAAGUCUUCUACACCGAGUGGUUUUGAUAACUGGUUAAAAAAACCUGUUGGCAGUUGGGAAUGUUCUACUUGUUUAAUACUAAACAAAGGUGAGGCUAGUAAGUGUGUUGCUUGUGAAUCUUCAAAACCUGUGGCAAAAGAGAAAUCUGUCGAAAAAGUUGCCACUGGUACAGACAAGCUGUCAACAGUACAAGCUAAUUCAGAGCCUAAAGUGGUCAGUAGUGGAUUUGGGAAUCUAUUCAAAAAACCCUCUGGUGUGUGGACUUGUGACGUUUGUAUGAUUAACAAUGAUGCGGACAAAGUCAAAUGUGCUGCUUGUGAAACACCGAAACCGGGAGCAUCAGCACCAAAAGUUUCUGAGACUUCCUCUUCUGAGGCAAAACAAACUGGUAGUGGUUUUGGAAAUCUGUUUAAGAAACCCUCUGGUACGUGGACUUGUGAUGUUUGCAUGAUUAACAAUGAUGUGGACAAAGUCAAAUGUGCUGCUUGUGAAACACCAAAACCAGGAGCGACAAUUUCAACAGCCGCUGAAACUUCAGGUCCAAAAUUUUCUUUUGGGAUACCAUCAGCUGUUUCUGCCAGUACUAAGGUUGAACCUACCUUCAAUUUUGGAAUUCCAAAAGGGGACCAAACAAGUUCAAAUUUGAACUCUUCUUCAUUUAUGCUUAAGACAACAACUAGCUCAGAAAGUGCUCAGACUCCUGCUCCAACAUUUUCAUUUGGAAUUCCCAAAACAGAAGAUACCAGUUUAAAUUCUGUUACAAGUAGUACCAUUCCUUCAAAACCGACUUUUCAAUUUGGGUCAGGUUCUGUUCUAGCAAAAGCUCAAGAAACAAAUUCAUCAGCAGAAACACCUACUAAUCUGUUUGGUAACUUAUCAAAGAACUCAACACCAACACCAGAAGCUAAGAAACCAGUGGAAUCAGAAAAACCAACAUUCAGCAUCCCGACUACUCUUAGUACUAGUGUCAGCAUCAAGCCUGCAACUCCCGUCUUUGGUGUAAACACGGAAAAGUCAACGUCUGAAGAGACUAAGACUGCCAACACACCAAACCUCUUUGCAUUUGGAACUGGCAAAGCAGUCCAAAAUGAAGUUAAGACAUCAGAUUCAAGUUCUACUCCUAAACCUGCCCAGGCAGCUUUCAUGUUUGGUGCAAAACAAGAAGGGUACGGAAGCAAUUUACCAUCAUCUACCACCAAUACAUUGUCAUCAAGUUCACCGUCGAAUGUUUUCAAGUUUGGAGACACUAAGACUGUAUCUUCAGGAAGUGGGGCGACAUCAAUAUCUUCAGUUAGUACUCAAGCAAGUGUGAUGACUCCCACAACCAAUAAUAUGUUUAGUUUGAACGCAAACUCUGAGAAGAAAACUAUCACCUUUGGAACAACGCAGCCAAAGGAGACAGCAACAUCAGUACCUACCCCCACCACAGAAGCUAAACCAACAUUCGGUUUUGGAAAACCUAACAUGACUUCAACAUUUGGAAGUACAAAUACAUUUGGAAGUAGUAGGCCUACUUUGGUUACUAAUGAACAACAAGCAACUCCCUUUGCAACUCAAACCACUAAUAGCACUUUCGGCACAACAACUGCUAAUACAUCUUCUAGUACAUUUCCAUCAUUUGGACAAACAAAUGCUUUCCAGAAUGCACAACAAGACACUAAACCGUCACCAGUGUUUACUUUUGGUACAUCUGCUCCACAGAAUGAAUCUGCCCCUAGUGGUGGUUUUGUUUUCAAUCCCGUAUUUCCCUCUAACCAAACUCAACAUGACACUCAAAGUCAACCACUGUUUGGGUUCAACAACACACCAGCCUCCAACCCAGCUCCUUCACCGGCAUUCAAUUUCCAGCCCAAGUUUGGGUCAGCAGCUUCGGGUGGUUCUCUCUUCAAUGCCUCAGGAAGUACACCAGCUCCAGUUUUCGGGGCAACUUCGGCUCAGCAAGUUCAGUCUUUUGGAGAACAAGCGACGACAGCUCCAAUGUUCAAUUUUGGGUCUCAGUCAGCACAACAGCCCCAAGCUCCAGCCAACCCCGUGUUUGAGUUCGGAUCCAACCAGCAGCAGAAUGUAGCGGCUCCGCAGCCAGCCCCGACAUUCAUGUUUGGAGCAGCCUCCGCAGCUCCUGCAGCAGCCCCUACCAACCCUCCUGCCUUUGACCCUAACAUGAAGCCGACCUUCAACUUUACACAAGGCACUUCAACUCCUGUGUUUUCAGCAAUACCAACAGUCAACGCAACAGGGCCGCCACAGCCUACGAACAGAAAGAUCAGGAAGGCAGUGCGGAGGACAAACAUAUCAUCUGUUCGCAAUUGAACACAGAGUGAUUAGUUUUACAUAAUAUAAUUUAUUUUAAACAGCUUAUAUUCUAACAUAUAUGCUGAUGAGAGAAGAAAACGACAUCUUAAUGGAGAAUGAGUAUAAUGGUUGUGUUGGCUGUUUUAAAAUCUUGUUAUUUUUUUAUAGACUUAUAUACCUCUAAUUACAAACGUGUUUUAUGUUAUUUAAUUUCAUUUAAAAAUGUUUAUACACUAGUUAAGGGAGUAUAAUCUCUAAGAAUUAACAAGCUCGUACAAUGAUAUUCACAUUUUGUUGAAUAUUGUUAUAUAACAUAAAGUAAAAAGUUGAAUGUUUUUAUAUCCAUUGUAAAAGUGACCCUAGUCAGAUCUCUUAAAAAAAUUCCAGACACUUUUUUGUCACAUUAAAAAGUUAUUACCAAAGAGUUGGUUUGCAACUGAUCUUAAUGUUCUGUAAUUUAUUUAUAUAUUUUUAUAAGGUUUUCUAAAACUUAUUGUUACGUGUCGAUAUAACUUGAAGGGUGUAAAAUAUAUACAUACAACUUUUUUCUUACUUAAGUGGUCUAAAAUAUAAGAUCAUUGUGUACAGACGGAAUAAGUCAUUCACAUUUCAGUUUGGUAUGUGUUUUAUAUUUUUGUUUUAGCUUUCAAUUAACUUGUUUUUACCAUUGUAUGUUAUAAAAUUCAUCUUGUUGAGAGCUUUUUGUAACUUCUAUUUCCAUUAAAUGUGUAAACAUUUUACUAUCAAAGGAACUUACAGUAGACGCCUUUGUAUGAAUGUUUUAUCAUUCAAACUAUUAUUUACCUCAUUGGUGGUAUCUGUAUAACGAUAGACAGUCUUUGUUGGUAGGCCUGUGUAAAAUUUACACCUUAUUGCUGCCAAAAGUAAAGAAAAAAUUGGUCUGAACCAGGAAAAAUAUGGUGUUAAUAAUAUUGAUGAUGGAGUAAAACUCCACCUCCGAUCAUCCAAAUAAUUGGUGAGAAAGUUAGUGUUUGUUUCGUUAAAUUUGAUUGAAAACUUAAUGUACUGUAUAUACUUAGACUAUAUUGACAGUAAGAACAAAGUAUACAAAAGACAUACACUAUAUCUAUACACACAGUUUGUAUUUUGAUUUAACUAAGUAGCAAUAUUAAAAAGGGAGACAAAGAAGUCUUAUGUCUACACUACUCGUAAACAAUUAAACUUUGAAAUUUAUUUUGAAUAAUAUUUUGUUUUAUCUUCAGAUCAUCGGGAAAUCUAUUGCAUUUUGAAUAGGAACAUGAUAACAAAAUAGAUGGUUAGAGGGAGAGACUUCUGACAUGGGAGUUGAGGUACAAACCCCACCGAUCACCAUGGGGUGGAAAAGAUAAUUCCUCAGACAAAAAGUAAAUUAACUUGAAAUACCCAAGCUAUUGUGUCGUCAACCGUUGUACAAAUCGUACACAAUCAUAUCUGUAUUGUUGUCUUGGAGAUCUCUUUCCACCAAACAAUAAUUUUAAAAUAUAUCGGGGACCGGUUAGGUUAAAACAUCUCAAGUAAACAAGAUAUUGUAAAAAAAAAUAUAUUUUUUGUUUUAUUUACAACUUUCUACAUUACUGCUUUCUACAUUACUGCAGGUCUUUUUUCAACUUUUUUCUUAAGUGGUCUAAAAUAUAAUUACAUUGUGAACAGACAAAAUAAGUACCUACAUACACAUUUCAGUUUGGUAUGUGUUUCACAUUUUUGUUUUAGCUUUCAAUUAAUUUGUUUUUACCAUUGUGUCAUGAAAUUCAUCUUGUUGAGAGCUUUUUGUAAUUUAAAUUUCCAUUAAAAGUCUAAACAUUUCACCAUGAAAGGAACUUUGAGUCCAAAAAGUUGGAAUCAAUGUAUUGUGUAAACAUUUUUGGUUGAAAAUCUUCCUACUAAUUGCACAACAACUCUAACCAUUUAAAAAAUAUGUUUUUUUUACAACAUGUAAAGUUUUUAAAGGUUGUUAGAAAUUGUCUGAAUAAUUGAAUUAAAUUAAAAUCCUCUUGUUUCAUGUAGUAAGCAAACUUUACACAGAUAAAUUUUACACUAAUGACUAAAAAGUAAACAAAGUAAAAUUUUGCCAUCAUAAAAUUGUUCAUUAGUUAACAAUAUAGAUUGAUAACAAAUCUUAAAGCAGUUUUUUCGUUGUACAAAUUGUUGCAUACGAGAAUUUCUUUUGUAUAAAAGUACUAGUUAAGUACAGGAUAUUCUCUGUUGAUUGUAUAUUUAUUAUUUUACUCAAAAAAAUUGUUUAACCUAUUUCUCCACAUGACAAAUUUUUUGUGGUUUGUGUUUGUGAGACCCAUUAGGAGGCAUCUCAAGUUCUAUGAAAUAUAUUUAUCGACAAAAAUGUUUUUUAAAAGUUGAUUUAGAUAUAAUCGAGAUUGUAAAAAAAAAUGUGUUUAAAUAAACAAGGAUUGUGAGUAGGCAAGAUAUGUUAAGCAUUAGCUACGUUAUUAGAAUUUGAAUUGAAAAAAUAGAAUACCAAACAUUAUGUAUCUAGUUACAAAUAUGUAUCUGUACAAUACAAACUGUAAAUACAAAUUUAUUUGUUUUUUUUACAAUUUGUAAAUAAUUUCUAACCUUUUUUAAAAACACCACCUUCUGUGGUAACUUUUAUAUAACUGCAAUACAAUCCAUAAAACAUGUCUCCAUAUCUUUUUCCAUUCACUUUCUAAAAUAAAAUUCAAUGAAGAUAAUACAUGUUAGCGGCAUGUUAGUAGUUAUAUUUGUCUUGUACUUAAAAAAGAGCUAUCAUUUCUCACAUACUAGUUGAUAGCAAGAUUUAAAGUGAAUCUUAUAAAACGAUGACCAGCCCUUUUGAGUUUUUUAAUCCUAUGACAAAACUAUAAAAAACAGAAGAACUAUCAGUGAUAAUAUCAUCAAAUAGCUGGAAAAUUAGCAAACCAUAAUAUACAGAUAGAAAAAAAGGGGGGGUUGUGUGAAUGCUUUACAAUGUUUGACGAUGAAAUUCUCUCACUAUAGAGUAUGGUAAAAAAUUACAAAGAUUCUGUGAAAAAAACUCCAUCCAUUCUAAUUCAUUUAUAUAGUGUUUGUUAGCACGAUAACUUGAGCAAAAUGAAUCCAACUUUAAUGAAAUUUGUUACAAACGUGUAAGCCUACGUUUAUUCAAACGAGUUCGCAAACCAGCUUGAUUGGAUCAAAGAUACAGGGUUUUAUGGAGUAAAAAUUGGGUUUUCU